AUGGCAGAGACAAUCUCAAAGAAGCCAUGGCUUCUGUCUAUUCGGUCGUCCGAGCGUUUCAUUGUUAUAGUUGUGACCAUGGCCAUGACUACUGAUGUGCUUCUGUACAGUCUGAUCAUCCCGAUUAUUCCCAAGUCUUUGGUCGCACACGCAGGCGUUCCGGAAGAAGAUGCUCAAUAUUGGAUCUCGAUUUUGCUUGCGGUUUACGCCUGCGCCCUUUUGAUUGGAUCUCCCGUGAUCGGGUAUGUAGCAGAUCGCGUACGGUCGCGUCAGAUUCCCUUUGUUCUUGGUCUGGCAGCUCUAGCUGUAUCGACUGGCCUGUUUGCUCUCGCGAACUCUCCUGCAACUCUCGUCAUCGCGCGAGCGUGUCAAGGUCUAUCGGCCGCCACUGUAUGGGUGGUCGGUCUGGCCAUGCUUGUUGAUAACGUUGCUCCGGAACGUAUGGGUGAAGCAAUGGGCAACACGAGUACUGGCAUGACGCUGGGUUCCCUCCUCGGCCCGAUGCUUGGUGGUGUAACAUAUGAGGAGUUUGGAUACUAUGGCGUUUUCAUUCUGCCUUCUUUGAUGAUCGUCCUGGAAAUCUUGUUGAGACUGACUAUGAUUGAGAAAUCUACGGCCAAGAAGUGGGACGAUAAUCUAAUCGGAUCGAAGAAUACUUCUUACGAGACCUUUCGUGAUGGUUUACCUCGUGCGGAUCCUGGAAACGAGCAGUCACCUCUCUUGGGCGAGUCAUCUACCAGCAGCAGCUCUGAAGGCAUCAGAAAUGGCAGCAAAGCCCCUAUAUUACACCUUCUGGGCUCUGCGCGCUUGCUCACCUCAUUGCUCAUCACUGCUACGGUCGGAUUCACACUCGGGGUUGUAGAGACAACAAUUCCAUUGUUCGUCAUGGAGAAGUUUCAUUGGUCUUCCAAAGGCGCAGGUUUGAUUUUCCUAGCUCUUUCAAUUCCCAGUCUAACUGGAGGCUGGGUGGGAAGGAUGCUGGAUCGCAUAGGCAGCCGCGGCUCUGGAUUCGGCUCCUUGGUUGUAACUGGAAUUGCCCUCUUCUUCCUUCGCUUCGUCCAGCAUGACAGCGAUACCGAUAAGGCUCUCCUGGUGGCAUUACUCGUCGUGAUUGGCUUCACCGUCCUGAUGAUCCAAAUCAUUUCUAUGACCGAGGUGUUCCAGGCCAUUCAAGCCUAUGCUCUCUUCAACAUGGCUACGGCCACUGGGCAGCUCACUGGUCCUCUUGUUGGGGGCCUCGUUCGCAUUCACGUGGGCUGGGCAGGAAUGACUUUGACCAGUGCUAUACUCUGCUUCUUAGUCGCAGUUCCUGUUGCACGCUACACUGGAUCUUCUAGACCCAAAGUGGAAGAUGAGCAGUCUACUGACAAUCAUGUUGAGGUUUGA
This is a messenger RNA of Penicillium maclennaniae, 1386 nucleotides long. Its product is annotated as MFS transporter. Gene Ontology annotation, molecular function: transmembrane transporter activity. Lineage: Eukaryota; Fungi; Ascomycota; Eurotiomycetes; Eurotiales; Aspergillaceae. The record is from RefSeq and is a predicted model, not a curated record. The transcript has 9 exons. Gene Ontology annotation, biological process: transmembrane transport. Bases 1 to 1386 code for a protein of 461 amino acids.